UUCAAAAAUUUAAACUUUUUCCCAUGGCAACCUCAAAGAUUCUCAUACUUGUUUUCUUUGUGAUUUUGGGUUUCGGAAUAUGUUGUUCCGCUAGAACACUCCUUACUGUAGAGGAAACCAACAACGAUGUUGUUGGUGUAGAUCUACACAGAGAUGGUCAUAAACAUGGUGGUGAUGGUGGAGGUGGUGGAAAUGCUGGAGAUUAUGGUAAUGGUGGAAGAGGUGGAGGGGGUGGCAACGGAGGCAGAUUUGGGGAUGGCGGAGAUGGUGGAGGAGGUGGACGUGGUGGGUUUCAUGGAGACGGCGGCACUGGUGGAGGUGGUGGCAAUGGUGGCAUUUAUGGCGACGGUGGAAACGGUGGAGGAGGUGGACAGGGCGGGUUUUUUGGUGAUGGUGGACGCGGCGGAGGAGGUGGAAAUGGUGGGUAUAAUGGAGAUGGUGGGGAUGGUGGACGCGGCGGUGGCGGUGGGUUUAAUGGAAACGGAGGUACCGGUGGAAACGGAGGAAAUGGUGGAUUUGGCGGCGACGGUGGCGACGGCGGAGAUGGUGGAAGCGGAGGAGAUAGUGCAGUAGAGUUUGCAAGAGUUAGUGGAUGGAAGAAGGGGGGAAAUAGAGUAUAUGGUGGUGGUGGCGGUGGUGGCGGAGGAGGCGGUGGUGGUGGAUUAUACCACCCUUGAAGCCACUUUUGAACUUCAAUAUUCAGAAAAUAAUACAUCACUUCUCCUCUCCUCUAAUUAACCUUAAUUAAUAAUAAAUAAUCAUAUAAGAUAUGAUGGGUAUGAGGUCAUGAGGAAUUGAGGAUGUAUAUUUUAAGGUUUUUAAGUUGUGACACUAAUAAUGAUGUAAUGUUUGAUGUUAAAUGUAAUGGUGCGGAAGACAUGACCUAAUGUAAAAUGUUUAAUGCAUGGUCCAUUACCCUUAACUUUGCUAUUUUAUAUAUAUGAACUAAUAAGAAAUUUAAAGAAGAAAUUCAACGAAGCAAA
Messenger RNA from Arachis stenosperma, 983 nucleotides. Its product is annotated as putative glycine-rich cell wall structural protein 1. The transcript has a single exon. The record is from RefSeq and is a predicted model, not a curated record. Lineage: Eukaryota; Viridiplantae; Streptophyta; Magnoliopsida; Fabales; Fabaceae. The coding region runs from base 24 to 677 and encodes 217 amino acids.